AUGCACAUUGUCGUUGGCUGGGCCGAAUGGGAUCAACGAGGAGUGACGCGUGUACGUGUGGUUAUGGCGAGUCGCCUCCCACCGCAGACCGUUGUUUGGCUCCGUGCACCUGUGCUACGCUUUCCCGAUCUGCCCAACUUGUUUCCCGUCUCUUCACUUACCUUGCUCAUCAUCAACAUCGCCCCACCUCGAGGGUCUUCCAGCGCAAGCGAACUGCAAUCUCCCUCCCCUCGUAUCCCUUUCCUCCCCUUUGACAGCAGCGUCGCCCUCCCCUUUCUCUCUUGUCGUCCCCUUCCCUGCAACCCCUUCCCCGAAUACCACCUUCACCCUCUCGCGCCAAUCGAUCUAAUCUAUCGUCGCAUGAUGUAUUUCGACUGGGGCCGCUUCCCCCACAUCCUCGACACCGUCGUACUCGCAGCGCUCGGCAGUGGCGACGACCAGUUGGUUCGCACACUCCGCCUGACUCAUCGCGCCACGCGGGACUUCAUCGACCACCGUAUUGUCCAGCAUGUCGAGCCUGAGGUCGCCGCCCGUAUCCGCGCGUUUGACAUGCACAUGGGAUACAAUAUGACUAUGCGCCCAUACGUUGAUCACUACAAGCCCUUCAAGCUUCCCAAUCUUCGAUUCAUGAGGGUGUUCUCAGUUCAUCGCGACGGGGACCCGAAGUUUUGGCUGCCAGACGAUGCCAGAGGUCUAACAAUGAUUUACCUCGUCACCAAACCCUACAACAACGGCUACUCAUGGUUCGUCUUCCGGGCCAAGACACCUACAUUCGCAUCUCGCUGCAUUACUCUGGCACCCGGAGCCUACUGCAUGAAGGGCGAAGACGACGACAGCCACUCCGCGGAGCAAAAUGACAUCGAUGCUUUCACCAAACUCGUGGGGAAGAGCCCGGCCGACUUGUCACUCGGAAAGGGUUUCAUCGGCGCCAUCAUGAAUUCUGGAGCACCAGUCCAGAGGUUGAGUAAUCGUACUGGCCUUCCAUUCUAUCCAGAACCACCUGUGGAAGACUGUGCUGUGGUCGGGCCUCGAGAUCUGGCGAAAGACAUGCUCGAUAAGUUCACAAACGACCGUCAUACUGGGCAGUACCCCUGCAGAUUUGUCACGUUGGUCGACUGGCGAGCGGAGCUGUCCGAUCAUGUCCGACGAAGAGUGGUGGCUGAUCGAGUCCAUCCCCAAGGGCUGCUGGGAGCCCUAGAGAGACUAAGAAACCUCAGGCACCUUAGACCUCGCUGA
Messenger RNA from Trichosporon asahii var. asahii CBS 2479, 1236 nucleotides. RefSeq lists its product as uncharacterized. The record is from RefSeq and is a predicted model, not a curated record. The coding region runs from base 1 to 1236 and encodes 411 amino acids. The transcript has 2 exons. Lineage: Eukaryota; Fungi; Basidiomycota; Tremellomycetes; Trichosporonales; Trichosporonaceae.